AUGGUUAUCGAUUACAGACGUCUAAACGACAUAACUGUGGACGAUAAGUACCCUUUACCCAAUAUCACUGACAUUUUUGACAAACUAGAUCAAAAAUAUAUUGAUGCGUUUCAGAAGUGUAAGGAGCUUCUGACUAAUGCACCUUUACUCCAAUACCCAGAUCCAGACAAACCUUAUGUUUUAACUACAGAUGCCUCUACUGUUGCUUUAGGUGCGGUCUUAUCGCAGGGGACAAUAGGAUCCGAUAAGCCCAUUGCCUACGCCAGUAGAACUCUCAGCGACACUGAGACCAGAUAUAGUACAAUAGAGCGUGAACUACUCGCCAUAAUAUGGGCCGUAAAACAUUUUAGACCAUACCUUUACGGGCAUAAAGAAAAGAUGUGGCCUAUAUUAAUGCAAUUUUUACGUACAAAUGCUCCAUACAUUACUUUACCAAUUGCAGCAGUAGUUGGUAUCAUAGGAUACAAUCUUGAGAGCUUAUUAUCGGAUAGAUAUACCCCAUACAAUAAGUCUGUCCAAGAUCAGAGAUUAGAUAGACUAACAUCUGAAGAGGAAAUUUUAAAUGAUCCAACAAAUGUCAAGAAACUAAAAUAUCAAGAGAAUGUUCUUGGAAAGAACGUUUCGCCAUCUUUAGAGAAAAACUAG
This is a messenger RNA of Parnassius mnemosyne (clouded apollo), 645 nucleotides long. Lineage: Eukaryota; Metazoa; Arthropoda; Insecta; Lepidoptera; Papilionidae. The record is from the annotation of a GenBank genome assembly.